This is a messenger RNA of Solanum tuberosum (potato), 2234 nucleotides long. Its product is annotated as RNA pseudouridine synthase 3, mitochondrial. NCBI's taxonomy places the organism in Eukaryota, Viridiplantae, Streptophyta, Magnoliopsida, Solanales, Solanaceae. Gene Ontology annotation, molecular function: pseudouridine synthase activity; RNA binding. Gene Ontology annotation, biological process: enzyme-directed rRNA pseudouridine synthesis. The record is from RefSeq and is a predicted model, not a curated record. The transcript has 10 exons. Bases 643 to 2070 code for a protein of 475 amino acids.
UUUCAUGGUUUAAUCUUAAAUGUCAUCGGUUUCAGCUCUUUCAAGAUAUGAUUAAUCUUAAAUUUCAUCUGUUUCAACUCUUUCAAGGUAAGUAACAAUUUAUUAGGAGUUUGUUAUAUUUAGUUACAACAUCAAUAAUUGCAUAAAAGGUGUUUGUGAAAUUGCCCAAAAGAAAGUACAGUUAUUUCUGGACUAUGUUAGAAAGCCUUACCACUUAAUUUUGCUUAUGGAUUUGAAUAUCGCCACAAGUUCAAUGUUAGAAUUCGAAACCAAAUAAGAAAUUUAGGGGAAGACGGAGGGUUCUGAAAGACAGAGUAAUGAUGAUGGUGAUAGGCUUAUGUUAUCACUUUAAGCCUGUAGGCAUUUCAUUUGUUUGAUUUUACGAGAUGUACAACUUUAAUGUUGGCCUUUUUCUGCUUGGUUUUUGUUUGCAGUUGUUGCUACUAUUAAGUUUUUCCUCGGUCUCCAAAUUCCUUGUACUCGAGAGUUAAAUUUUCUUUUUGUUUUGGUGAGAUGGAUUAUUGUAUUUCUUGAAAGUUAAACACUUUAGACUAAAGCAUUAUCUUUUGGCUUUUACCUAGAAAGAAGACAGGAUCUUUUUGAUUGUGAAGAUAUUGAGAAGAUGCUAAGGUCUAGGAUGUGAUGAGGUGGAACAAAGAUGAGAGUCGUUGCUUACUAUUUCUGGUCAGGCGCUUUUCUAGAUCUGUGGGCCAUUCUGCACAAGCAAAUCAUUGUGAACCUGUGAUUCGAGUGUCAAACAAUAUUACACAUUUGGGCCGUCAAAAGGAGGGUGCAAAACCCAGCCAGCUAUUGUCUUUACCCCCAUUUCCUGGUCAUCCUUUACCGGGAAAGAAAGUGGCCACCGGUCCUGACCAACCAUCUUGUCAUGUUACUGCCAUUAGCUGGAUCAAAUACUACUUUGAUGAGAUACCAGGCUCGGUCAUCCAAACCCAUUUUAAUAAGGGCCUCGUGCAGUUAGAGUUUAAUGAGUUAUUUACAAGCAAGGAAGGACAAACAAGAUUGUUGAGGAAGAUUAAGCAUUCUGAGGUCAUGGAAGUUGGUGCAAGAAUUCAUGUACCCAUAUCUGUUGCUGAAACAAGAAUCUCAAAACGAUAUGAUGUUAUACCUAGUGGCACGUUGUAUCCUAAUGCUGAUGAAAUAGCAUACUUGCAAAGGCUUGUAUUUUACAAGGAUCCCGCCAUACUUGUUCUAAACAAGCCCCCUAAGCUGCCUCUAAAGGGAAACCUUCCCGUGCAUAAUAGCAUGGAUGCCUUGGCAGCCGCAGCAUUGUCUUAUGAAUAUGACGAGGGUCCUAGGCUGGUACAUCGUCUUGAUAGAGAGAGCAGUGGCCUUCAUUUAAUGGGAAGAACAGAAGAAAGUAUCUCCCAUCUUCAUUUAUUGUUCAGCAACACAAAAAAGUCCAAGUCCCUGUCUAAGGCAUGGAAUGAUGCAUGUGGGUCAACAUAUCAGAGGUAUUGGGCAUUGGUAAUAGGUUCCCCCAAGGAGAAGGAAGGCGUGAUCUCUGCACCACUUACAAAGGUGCUUCUUGAUGAUGGUAGAACUGAGAGAGUCAUGUUGGCUCAACAGUCGGGAUUAGAAGCUUCUGAUGAGGCUGUUACCGAAUAUAGGCUGCUUGGUCCAAUGAUCAAUGGAUGCUCAUGGAUCGAGUUGCGCCCUCAUACAAGUAGAAAACAUCAGAUUCGAGUUCAUUGUGCUGAAGCCCUUGGAACUCCAAUUGUGGGCGACUACAAGUAUGGUUGGUUUGUCCAUCGCAAAUGGAAGCAGAUGCCGAGAGUAGAUGUUGAGCCGACAACAGGGAAACCCUACAGAUUAAAGAGGCCGGAAGGUUUGGAUGUUCAGAAAGGAAGUGUCUUGUCUAAGGUCCCUUUGUUACAUCUGCAUUGUAGGGAGCUUGUGCUCCCAAAUAUUGCCAAAUUUAUUGAGCUUCACAGUCGAAAAACUAAAAAACACUCAGAUUAUAGCUCAAAACCAGAUCUCCUCCGGUUUGUAGCACCAAUGCCAUCUCCCAUGAAAAUUAGUUGGAAGCUUAUGUCCUCUUGCUUGAUAUGAAAAUAACAAGUAACAAGAAGAAAAAGCUACUGGUUAUGUUGUUGUUGUUGUUCUAUUUGAUUAUUCCCUCAAGCUAAUAUUGGAGGUGUAAUGUAUACAUAUUCUAUAGUAGGAAGGAAUAUCAAGAUUACAUUAUCUGGUGCUGCAAAUCAGCAUUCCCAUGA